Corylus avellana is the source of this 912-nucleotide messenger RNA. NCBI's taxonomy places the organism in Eukaryota, Viridiplantae, Streptophyta, Magnoliopsida, Fagales, Betulaceae. The record is from RefSeq and is a predicted model, not a curated record.
AUGGCCAGAGCUCUCUUCCUUGUCUUUAUCUUUCUAAUUAGAUUGAAAGUUAGCCAGGUGAUGGGUGCUGCCAAUCAAUGCGGGCCAAUUGUAGCCGAUGAUAUUGAUUAUAUUCAAUUUGCUCUUAACCUUGAAUUCCUUGAAGCUGAGUUUUUCUUGCAUGGUGCACUUGGUAGAGGGCUUGACACUAUCGCUCCGACUUUUGCUAGCGGUGGUCUGCCUCCGGUCGGUGCUAAGAAAGCCAACCUUGACCCACUGAUUGGCCGGAUUAUUGAGGAAUUUGGAUAUCAAGAGGUUGGUCACGUCAGGUCCUACGAAAAAACAAUAGGGGGAAUUCCAAGGCCGCUGUUGGAUCUUAGCCCUCAGAAUUUUGCAAAACUAUUUGAUGAAGCAGUUGGUUUCAAAUUGAGCCCUCCAUUCGACCCUUACUUGGACUCAGUACACUAUCUCUUAGCAUCUUAUGUGAUCCCCUAUGUAGGACUCGUGGGUUAUGUUGGCAUCGUUCCAAACCUUUCCAACAAAACUUCUGUAAGUUUGGUUGCAUCGCUUUUGGGCGUGGAAACCGGACAGGAUGCGGUUAUAAGAACACUACUAUACGAGAGAGCUAACCAAAAAGUUCUGCCAUACAACAUGACAGUGGCAGAGUUUACAAACAGAAUCUCUGGGCUCAGAAACAAGUUGGGCAUGUGUGGCAACAAAGAUGAAGGCAUACAAGUACCUCUCUUUCUUGGGGCUGAAAAUCUUACAAACAGCAACAUCCUCUCCGCUGAUUCUAAUUCCCUGUCAUAUGCUCGAACUCCACCAGAGAUCUUGAGGAUAAUAUAUGGAAGUGGCAGUGAGUACAAAUCUGGUGGCUUUUAUCCUAAUGGUGCAGGUGGAAACAUUGCAAUGAGCUUUCGUCACAAAGCUUAG